CCUACUUCCGUUCAUGCGCUCUUGGUUUGACCUACACAGUAACAGGAGAAAAUGGCAGCGGCAGGACUGGGGCAGCAGGUGCGCCUCUUCAGCACCACUGUAGUUAAGCCUGUUGCGAAGCUGGUUAAGCCGCCCAUCCAAGUGUAUGGUGUGGAGGGCCGCUACGCCACUGCCCUGUUCUCUGCCGCCUCCAAGCAGAAGAAGCUGGACCAAGUGGAGAGGGAGCUGGGUCGCGUCGCUACCCUGAUCAAAGAGCCCAGGCUGUCGAGUGUGGUGCUAAACCCUCAUGUCAAGCGCAGCGUGAAGCAGAAGACCUUCGGUGACGCUCUCACGAAGGAGAACCUCUCCCCCAUCACAGUCAACCUGAUCAAGGUGCUGGCUGAUAACGGCCGCCUGACACUGACUGCCGAUGUGAUCUCGGCCUUCGGCAAGAUGAUGAGCGCGCACCGCGGGGAGGUCCUCUGUUCCGUCACGACAGCGCAGCCCCUGGAAGAAGCCCACCUGACUGAGCUGAAAACUGCUUUGACUGGGUUUCUGCAGAAGGGAGAGACUCUGAAGCUGGAGACCAAGUCUGACCCUUCCAUCUUUGGGGGAAUGAUCGUCAGCAUUGGAGACAAGUAUGUGGAUAUGUCCACGAAAACCAAGAUCCAGAAGCUGACUAAAAUCAUGAAGGAGACCUAGUUCUUCGGACUGCUGGGCAGUUAAACGUGUACUUUUCUGCUUUUCAGCAGUGACCUAGACCUCAUCUGCCUGUUAUAAACGUGGGUAAUAAAUGUUCUGUAAUACAAAC
Messenger RNA from Lepisosteus oculatus (spotted gar), 790 nucleotides. It is a transcript of the gene atp5po, whose product is annotated as ATP synthase peripheral stalk subunit OSCP. The record is from RefSeq and is a predicted model, not a curated record. Gene Ontology annotation, biological process: proton motive force-driven mitochondrial ATP synthesis. Gene Ontology annotation, molecular function: proton-transporting ATP synthase activity, rotational mechanism. NCBI's taxonomy places the organism in Eukaryota, Metazoa, Chordata, Actinopteri, Semionotiformes, Lepisosteidae.